Molecule: messenger RNA, 2777 nt
Organism: Zophobas morio
Lineage: Eukaryota; Metazoa; Arthropoda; Insecta; Coleoptera; Tenebrionidae
Gene: tipE
Product: protein tipE
Exons: 2
Coding region: 530-1528 (332 amino acids)
Biological process (GO): regulation of sodium ion transport
Cellular component (GO): plasma membrane
Molecular function (GO): sodium channel regulator activity
Source: RefSeq, a predicted model, not a curated record
GAAAAAUAGUCUUAGUUACGCGUUGGAAAUUAAACAAGGAGUAAAAUUAAAUGAUGUAACUUAGUUGUGAAUGGUUAUUGAUGGGAAUACUUACGCGAGAAGGCAGAAUCUCUCUGAAGUGGCGCCUCACAUGGAUGACAGCGUGCUAGUGCUGUUUAAGACGUCUGGCGGGGAUCGGCGCCAAAAUCGAUACUGUAAAUACGGACUGCAGUGUUCUGAACAUCAGGCCAACCGACAGCACUUCGUGCAUGUGUUCCAAGUAACCAGCUGUUCUGGAGCACCAAAUCCGUCUGAAUGUUAGUGAUUUUAUGCAAAGACAUGCAACGUUGAAUAAUGUAGAGAGAAAUUAACCGGAAGUGCAGUAAAAUCGAAUCAAGUGGGUUUAUUAUGUAGUUAAAUUUAGGGGAAAAAAACUUUUUGAGUUUAAGUGGAUUCGCGAUUUAUGCUGUGAGCUGGCCACAGCCGCUCGCGCCUGAGUGUGUAUGCAGAUGGUGGGGUCCAGGAAUUUGUUUUAUCUUGAACCGCGACCAUGGAGGAGGCGCCAGAAAUCAAGCAAACUUGGCAACAAAAGUUACUCUUUUACACUACAGCGUUCUUCGUACUGCUUGGCACUUUUAGCUUAUUUUCGUUUUUAUUCCUUGUGCCUUUCGUCAUUGAUCCGGCUUUUACAACAAUUUUUAUGGAGUUUGACGAAACUCCCGCAUUAUGUAUGACAGUGAAAGCUGAUAGACGGUUAGGUGUCUCUAAUUGUAGUUGGACAUCAUGUCGGGAAGGGUGCACGAAAGACAUAUAUGACUGCACACAAAUUCUCGUUCAUUAUAAAAAAGUACCUCCGGAUUACAAUUUGACAGCUCCUCCAGACAUCAGAACCCCACGUGAAGAAAGGAGCAUACCUGAAGAGUAUGACUACGAAAAGAAUAUUUCGGAGGAAGAACAGACCACCGGUCUUAUGGGAGAUGACUCCGAAUGGUAUUACCGUGAAGCAAGAUUACUUCCGAACGUUAAGGGUUGUGGUUAUCCACCAAUGCUCAAUUGUUCCAUUUUUCUUAAAUUGUACAAAGAAGUAGGUACUAAUUACACGUGCUAUUACAGCCGGGUAGACCCCAGCAUGGUGAUUAGCCAUUUGGACAUGUGGCAAGUCUACAUGAACUUGGUCUAUGCCAUGGCAAUUCCAAUUCCCUCCUUUAUCGUGUCCGUAAUAUAUUUGGCGAUUGCAUAUUUCAAAAUAUAUAAUGAUGAUGAAGAGACUGCACCACUCGAAAAAAAUGCUGAAGCCAUGGAUAUUGAAGGUGAAAGCGGACCAGAUGCUACUCCCGUUCAACCUGCUAGCGGAGGAAUAACUCCAGCCAGUGAAGCUUUCAGAGAAGACUUGGCUAGUUUCGGACAUCACUUUAAAGUGGCGAUGGUUGAUGAGAUGAGUCGUGACAGCUUUACCGAAGGUGUACUUUCGGUAUCGAUAGGAGGAAAUGUUGGAAAAACAAUGACUACAAGUAUCUCGACCACAGGAGGUCCUAUAGCUGAUAUUUAAUUCCUGUCACGUCUUGGCAUUUCUCAGGCUUGUGUGUUUUAUCUUAAUUUGAUAAGGUUUAGGAUAAACAUACGAAUAAAAUUAAAAACAAAAUGGAAGUGGUUAUUACCUCUUCGCCACAGUUAAAGUAUGUUUAACGUGGCUUUAAAAAUAUUUUUUAAAUAUAGUGUUUUAGGCCGCUACAAAUGAAUAUGAAACGCUGAUAACAGCUUCAUUUAUACAAAGGAGCGAAACUGAUGCUUCAAUGGUUGUUUCAUAUUACAAACAUCGUAUGUGCAGUACGUGAAAAAAAAAUUUAAGAAAAAGACUUAAUAACAAACACCAACCGGGUCUCAUGUAAAUUUCAUAAAGUUCAACGAAAUUGUAACAAAAUUAUUCCUUUGGGAAUUUUAAUUCCCUUCCAGAUACGUACUUCUAACAUGUUUGAUUCAUUUUCAAAAGCAAUACUGUGCAUUCGUUUGUGGGGUUUCAGUGAUAUAAGCUCCUGUUGUGCUACAAACAUAUUUAUCCAAAUUUCUAGUUCAAUUAUCAAUUUUAUAACAUCCAUAGUUUAAACACGUCCGUGUGUACAUUGCGUAAUUUUUACUGUAUUUUUUAAUUUAAUCUUGAUGUUAUUGUACAUAGAAAUUCUCUUUAAAAUUGUUACAACACUAAUUAUAUUGUUAAAAUUUAUAAGGAAAAAAUUAUAUUAAUUUGUAAAAUUUCAUGUACAGUUUAUCGACUAUAUGAAAUUUCAACGUAUUUAUUGAAAAUUGUUCAAGAUUUUUGCCUUCUUAUUAUAAUAUGCAUUUGUAAUAUUUUUAAUACACGAAUUCAACUAACUAACUCCCUUGAUAUGUUCACAAUGCAUGUCUUCAAAAUAACCCAGUUGUCGAGUGAAAUUUUAUUGUUUACAAUACCCUAAAACCAAAGUAUCUUUAUUUUCAGAGAGGGACCAACCGAGGAACAUUGCACAGUAAUGUUGCAAGUAUCGAUGCAAUGAAUUAUUUUCUAGCACAUGCAGUUGUCAACAUAUUCAGUUAUGUUAUCUUCUAAUUAAAACAUAUAUAAUUUUAGGCAAGUGUCAUUAUCGGCAAUGUUGUUCACCACUCUAAUAGUGUCGAUAGCUUAAAAUCAUUAUGACUCACUGCUGACAAUUUGUUUUACCUUGCUACUAUCACCGAUUAAUUUAACUCAUUUGUGAUAUUUAACACUGCUCAUCUAGGAGUAAAAAUAUUAGGUUUCAGUAAUACACAUCACAAAAAUAUAA